AGAAAUCUUUGCUGAAAGAAGCCUGUGAAAGAAUCCUCUGGAAAGUAGGCAUUGAAUCUCCGGUUAUCAAAAUCUUUACGUGAGAAUUUGUUCUUUAUCCCGAAGCAAAACACAUAGCUGACAAGAUGUGCGACCGCAAGGCGGUGAUCAAAAAUGCUGAUAUGAGCGAAGAGAUGCAGCAGGAUGCUGUGGACUGUGCAACGCAGGCGUUAGAGAAGUUCAACAUUGAGAAGGACAUCGCGGCUUUCAUCAAGAAGGAGUUUGAUAAGAAGUACAACCCGACGUGGCACUGCAUCGUGGGACGCAACUUUGGCUCGUACGUGACGCAUGAGACGCGCCACUUCAUCUACUUCUACCUGGGCCAAGUGGCCAUCUUGCUGUUCAAGAGCGGCUAGGCGGGGCUGUGCCCCUUCAAAAUUUUAUGUUGUUAGCACAGACGCAGUAUUACCGGGCGACGAGUGGCUCCGCGGGCCGCCGGCGGCGCGCGAGUGUGUGUGUGUGACUGGUGACUGGGUGAGUGCGGCACGCCACGCGACUAGGACUAGCCUCAAGCCCACUGUUUAUUAUUUAACGAUGCUGGACUGCGUCGAAUCUCUUCACUUCUUAGUCCCCGGCGCACUCGAUGUAUGUUUGUACUGUGUUAGCUAUAUUUAAGACUCGAUAUUGACUUUGGUAAUACAUUCACUUCUAGUGUAUUUAUAUUAAAAAUUUUAGUUAAUUAUUCCUAGACUUAUUACCUAGCAUAGCGUAAAAGUCAUAUGUUAGUAUAUAACUAAAUUUAUUGUUUAAUUUCUUUGUUAAUACACCCUGUGAAAAUAUUUUUCAAUACUUCUUUAUUAAACUUUCUUACAAACCAA
This is a messenger RNA of Spodoptera litura, 857 nucleotides long. Its product is annotated as dynein light chain 2, cytoplasmic. The record is from RefSeq and is a predicted model, not a curated record. Gene Ontology annotation, cellular component: cytoplasmic dynein complex. Gene Ontology annotation, molecular function: dynein intermediate chain binding. NCBI's taxonomy places the organism in Eukaryota, Metazoa, Arthropoda, Insecta, Lepidoptera, Noctuidae. Gene Ontology annotation, biological process: microtubule-based process.